This is a messenger RNA of Rhinopithecus roxellana (golden snub-nosed monkey), 776 nucleotides long. It is a transcript of the gene FAM169B, whose product is annotated as family with sequence similarity 169 member B. The record is from RefSeq and is a predicted model, not a curated record. Bases 195 to 776 code for a protein of 193 amino acids. NCBI's taxonomy places the organism in Eukaryota, Metazoa, Chordata, Mammalia, Primates, Cercopithecidae. The transcript is spliced from 6 exons.
GAAUAAAUGAAGGCAGAUGUUAAGCAUUUAAUUGGCUCUUUGCUCCCAGCUGACUCUGUCAAUUUUGGAACCAUUGUCAGAGAUGAUAUAAUUCAUCCAUAUGAAACUGACAAGUUGUGGCUGUUUACAUAAAGGAAUCCUUGUGAUCCACGGAAGAUGCACUAAGAACCUCUGAUCCCGCAAGAGAGGGGUUGAUGAAGGUUCAGUCGUUUGGGGAAAGGAUUGUGCUUUUCAUUCUAAACGUCAUUAUUUUUGGAAGACUGGAGAGAAAUUUGGAUGAUGAUGACAUGUUUUUUCUACCUCACUCUGUGAAGGAACAAGCUAAAAUCCUGUGGAGAUGUGGAGCGGCUGUUGGGUUUUACACAACCAAGAUGAAAGGCAGCCUGUGUGGUGAUGGCACUGGUGCAUGCUACCUGCUGCCCGUCUUUGACACUGUGUUCAUCAGGAGGAAACACUGGCACCAAGGCUUGGAAACAGCCAUGCUGCGGGACUUCUGUGAGACAUUCCCAGAGGACAAGGCCCUGGGGGUCAGCUGCCUGAUGUCUCCUGCCAUGUACCAAGCACACCCAGGAAAUUCCGAGGAGAACGUGAGCCGUCAUGCGAGGACUUCUCAGAAUGACACACCCAGACAGUCUGCCCCUGGAGACAGCAGCAAGGAGAGGAUGCGUGGAGAAGAAUUGGAAGACACAAAGAAUGAUCCAGAGUGUGGAGUGGAAGAGGAGGAUACCGGGCUGGCGGGGCAGACACUGGGCAAGCUUACAAAGUCCAGUCCCUGA